This is a messenger RNA of Arachis ipaensis, 736 nucleotides long. Lineage: Eukaryota; Viridiplantae; Streptophyta; Magnoliopsida; Fabales; Fabaceae. The record is from RefSeq and is a predicted model, not a curated record.
CACUCCUCAAUUUCCCAACUUCGCUACCCUCUUCUCUGCCAUUCCAAAACCCAAAACCCAAAACCAGAGAAAGAGAGAGAAAUGUUGCGGUCCCUUGUGAGAGCCACAGCGACAACAAACUCCAAAAUCCAGCCAUGGCGCGUGGCUCCUACUUUUCGCUACUCUUCCAAGCCCGCUCACUUUCUCAAACCCGAUCCCAGGAAUCCCGGCGCCGCCGCCACCGCUGCCAUAGCCGGCCAGGCCGUCUCCGAUCGACAGGAGCGCCUCCGCCUCCUCGCCGAAGAUGACAAGAACCCUUCCCUUGACGUCGGCCCCAGUGGCCGCCCCCUCUUUACCUCCGCUCCUUCUCUCUCACACCUCGCUCGCCAACACGCUUCCACCUACUUCAAAUUCACGAAGGGGGGGUUGAACUCUGUGUUACCGGAGGGGUUACCGAUGGGAAUGGUGACGGAGUUCCAGGAGUCCAUGAGAACAGCUUUGCUUGUUCGCCAGAGCUUCCUCGAUCUUCGCGACAAUUUCCGGCGUGUUGUUGAUCCUCCAAUGUGGUCUACUAAUGCUAAAGGUGUGUAGAUCAUGUUGAAAGUUCUUACGUUUUGUUUUUUCUGGGUGCUUCAUUAUGCAUUUCCUUAGAGUCAAUGUGACUAGUGUUUGGAUUUAACUUAAGUUUCCUUGAUCAGCUGAAAGUGUUUGAUCCUAAUAUAUGGAAUUUGGCUUGCUUUUCUAUGGUUGAUUCUGA